Molecule: messenger RNA, 3026 nt
Organism: Entelurus aequoreus (snake pipefish)
Lineage: Eukaryota; Metazoa; Chordata; Actinopteri; Syngnathiformes; Syngnathidae
Product: RNA-binding protein with multiple splicing-like
Exons: 8
Coding region: 400-894 (164 amino acids)
Molecular function (GO): mRNA binding
Source: RefSeq, a predicted model, not a curated record
CGCCCACACCCCAUACGCCCCGCCCCUUUAUUCAUUUGGCUGUUCCAUGUAUCCUCUUUCUCUUCCUCCUCUCUCUUCCACGCUGUGAGAUGAGCAGAAGUUGAACAUUUUUCCGUCAUUGAUUCAGAUCAGGUGAACAUUCUGAGGAUUAUCUCAAAUACUUCACUUUUUUUUUUUUUUUAAACGUUUUUAUUUCAAAACACCACGAAGGAAAACAUUCCACAUCGACGCCAACUAAUUAAGUGGGAGGUUCUGGUCGCACAGCUGCCGCACGCGCACCGACUCAUUUGUCUGUUUAACCAACGGCGCUUUGACUAUUUGCUUGUAUCCAUACUUUGUUUUUUUUAAACAUUUGAGUUCAUUUAACGAGGACAUUGUUGUGCCAAAGUGUGACUCAGGAUGAACGGCAACAAAAUCGAGAAGGAGAACGAGCAGAGUGAAUUCCACGAAGAAGAGGUCCGAACACUCUUUGUGAGUGGACUACCACUUGAUAUUAAGCCACGAGAGCUCUACCUCCUCUUCAGACCAUUUAAGGGCUAUGAAGGUUCUUUGAUAAAGUUUACUUCAAAACAGCCGGUGGGGUUUGUCAGCUUUGACAGUCGAUCAGAGGCGGAGGCUGCUAAGAAUGCCUUGAACGGGGUCCGGUUUGAUCCCGAGAUCCCACAGACCCUCCGGCUAGAGUUUGCCAAGGCCAACACCAAGAUGGCCAAGAACAAGCUGGUGGGCACCCCCAACCCCCUUCCCUCCCAGCAGAGCCCCGGACCCCAGUUCAUUAGCAGAGACCCAUAUCCGUUGGCUCCCACCUGCAGAUGGAACUCCUCAGGGAUGGAAGUCAAGGCAGUUCUGCUGAAGUAUGUGUUCCUGAUGUGUGAUGGUGGCUUUGGCCAGCUGUGACGGGCGUUGCCGACUGGACCUCUCUGGUCCCCUGAGAAGCCAGGAGGACUGACGCUGGGGUUCGCGAGUAGCCAACCGUCGGCAGCCUCUGAGGACAUAGCAGACCCCCGCCUCCAUCACACAUCGAGAACCCACCUCCUCCUAACAACUUUUUUUUUUUCAAACUACUCCACCCUUUGUGAAAGGUUUAUGCAUUGGAAGUGUGGCUACAGCGCCUUCUAGUGGAUAUUAUUAUUACGACUAUUACUACUAUAUACUUAUUCAUGUUAGUACAUGUUGAAGCAUGACUUUGCAAAAAAAAAAAACAACGUUGUACAUUUGGAGAUAUUUUCCACAAAGGUAUUUUUGUAAUAUAAACAUUGGGCUGAAAUGUGCUAUUACAGCUCAACAUUGUUUGAUUUGUUAAAUACAUUAAAACAUGUUUUCCUUUUCCCUUUCUGUGAGAGUGCAAUACCAAAGCAGUUCUCUUGGUGUGCUCUUGUUGUGUCAAAGUUACAUCAAAGCCCCUCCCUUCCCUUGAGACUCUAUAAUUAGCAAACAGCACACCAAAGGCCUUUUUAUUUGCCACUAUUUCCUUUCUGAUGCCCUCAAAGUCCCGAUUGUUAUUGUCUCUCCGACUCUUUUGUCUUUUUCUCAGCAGCCAAAAUAUUUUUUACAAUCAAAAUGUACAUACUAAUCUAAGUAUGAUGAAAAAUAACUAACAAUUUAAAAAAUAUUGCUUUCUGAUCACUAAACAAUGCUCCUUAUUACUGCAAGUACAAUCAUAUCUAUGAAGGAGUGUUAAAGCCGGAGUGUUAAAUACCAAGAAAAAAGUUUUAUUGCUGUUAAAUUAAAGUUGUAACGAGAAUAAAGAUUACAACAAAAAAGUCAACGUUGCAAGAAAGAAAGUCAAAAUGUUUCGACAAUAAAGUUGCAAUGAACGAAACGCGUUGAUUAGGAGAAAAAAGGUGAAAUGCUUCCAGAAAAAAGUUAAUGUUUUUGUUGCGAACAAAAGUCGUAAAGACGAGGACAAAAUUCACAAUAUAGGCAGAAAAGUUCCAGCGGUACAAAAUUAAAGUCGUAAUGGAUGUACAGUAUAUAAUUUCGAUCGUGAGUCUAGUCGCAAAAAUAUAACAAAAACAUUAAAAUAUAGGGGACAAGUCUAAAUGUGUAGGGUAUAUACGUUUAAAAAACGUAGUACAAAUCCAGUCAAAGUCCUAAAAUGACAGGAAAAAAGCCGUAUGGAAUUCAAGCUAAAAGUGGUCAUGGUACAUAAAUUGAGUUAAAAUGUUCCGAGAAAAACUAGCAAUAACUUUAUGGAAUAAAUGAUGAACAAAAACUACAUUUUGCAAGAAAAUGGCAUACUGUUACAUUAAAAAAGUCGUAAUUUUAUGAAUAGAAUUGUAAAAUCCCCACACAAAGACUAGCAGUUAUUUCAAGUUUAUGCUUCGAAAGUCAUAAAAGAUGAAUUUUACUCUUGCGCCUUCACUGUGUACUUUUUUUUUUUUUUUUUUACAAUAUCACUACUUAAGUACUGUAAAAUUCUGACUUAUUCCCAUUAUUCUCUCCCUUUUCUCUGUGGCCUUAAUACUAUUUCUGACUAGUUUGUAAUGAAUUUGAAUAUUAUGCACAUUAUCUUUGAUUUUUAUGAGAAUUUAUUCUUGUUUUUUGUGUUGAAGCAUCAACUCUAUUUGAACUUCUAUUUAUAAAGUGUGGGUGUGUUCCUGUUAUUAUCAUAGGUGUUGUUUUUCAGAUCAUUCAUGAAGAAGCCAAGCAUUAUAUUAUUAUUAUUCAAUGUAUUACAUUAUUGUAUAUCAAUUUUUUUUAGCUGUGACUACUGUAUGUAUGAUAUAUAAAUACUGUAUCAUUCACUGUGAAAUACAACGGUCCUUUUUUUUUCUUCCUGUUUUGGCCGCCGUAUGGUACCGCAAAAAAAAAAGUAAAUAUGACAACUUUUCCUUGCUGUAUUCAAAAUGUGUGAAUUUGUUUGUGCGUGUUCACAGCAUGUGUGUGCGCGUGCGUAUGCGUGUGUUUUAUUUAGGCGCUGUAAGGAGAUUUAAUUGUUUUUGUUCUCAAAACCAAAAAAAUAUAUAUAUGUUUUCAGGAGUGUUUAUUGAGGUCGUGCCAUUAAAGAUCAACAAGAUCCCCAUUGA